AAAUAUGACAACUUGAUGCAUCCUCAUUUUUAUUUAUUCCAUUUACGGAGAUGCUGGCGACAGCAUGCACGCUGAGCUUCUACCGCUCCGCUCCGGAGCAACGCGUGUCGUUAGACGACUUUCAAGAGCUUGGGCAAAAGCGCGUCAAGCUGUUGAGUCAGAUCAGUGCACGAUGGAGCUCGUAUUCGACACACAAGCCAACAAAGAGUCUAUUAAACGAAGCCGCGGAAUUCCAGGAAGGCACUGAUGCCGACCUGCUGUCUCAUUACGCCCUACGACUAGCAUUUUGCAGUUUCUUUCGUUUGUGCAAGGACACAGAGUCUCAAGCCGAUGGGAUUGGCUGGUCACUGCUGAAUCCAAACUCCUUGCGACUCGUCUUAGUAAAUUGCCGCCAUACACAUCCGUGGCAUUGCUAAAGCGCGAAGGAAUCAAGCAUGAACUACUAAACGAAGACAACCCCGAUAUGGAUAUAACCCAGAGAAGCAUCUACCGCGUCCCUUUCUCGGAAGCACCAGGGUUGGUGAAACACCGAGAGGUUGUUAUUCACGACGGAUUCUGCUUGGUACCUCUUCGCAAGAUGAGCGUCGUAGCUGUGUAUCACUUCAGACGAUGCUUGGAAGAACAAAUGCGAGACUUGCAGUGUGCCAUUCCUGCGCAAGUGCCCGAGUUGGAGCGGUUGACGCCGAUACUCGAUGGAUUUGUCGUGGAAGCGCGUGUCUUGACAGGAGCAGCGAGUUCAAUGACGAAGAAAGCUGACAGGCCAAAGCUGGAAGUGAAGGAGAUCGACCAGGUGGCAGAGAAGCAUUUCCCGUUGUGUAUGAAGCAACUGCACCGCAAACUACGAGAGAAUCACCAUCUCAAGUAUGAUGGUCGCGUACAAUACCGAAUGUUCCUCAAAGGCGCGGGCUUCUCGGUGCACGAGUGUAUCCAGUUUUUCCGCUCCGAGUUUAUCAAGACAAUACCCGCUGCCAAAUUUGACAAGGAGUACACUUACCACAUCCGCCACAGUUAUGGACUCGAAGGUUCUCGGAAGGACUACGCGCCUCUGGAUUGUGAGCAGAUUAUCUCCGGUGGCGCUCCCAGCCAUGGACAAUAUCACGGAUGUCCGUUCAAACACUGGGGCCGACCGGCCUUGCAAGAAGAGUUACGUCGUCAUGGGUUAUCAUUGCAAGCGGCAAUGGAAAUUACGCAACAAGCUUCUACAGGCAAUUGCCAGGGUGCAUGCAGAGCAUUUUUUGAGGCGACACACCCUUCCACGGCGUCACCGGCUCAAUUUGCUUUCAACGCUGCACACUCAAGUCGCACAGACGGUUCUGCAGUGCCAGAUCGAGUCCCUCGUGCAAAUAUCGUGAUGCAUCCCAACACUUACCUGGAUGCGAGCAUGCUUGCAAAAUUUUGACUGACAAGCUAUGUUUUCGGAUAAAUGCAACUUUUUUUUUGCUUUGAUUGGCCAGUGGCAAA
Molecule: messenger RNA, 1461 nt
Organism: Phytophthora nicotianae INRA-310
Lineage: Eukaryota; Oomycota; Peronosporomycetes; Peronosporales; Peronosporaceae
Exons: 2
Coding region: 464-1399 (311 amino acids)
Biological process (GO): DNA replication, synthesis of primer
Cellular component (GO): alpha DNA polymerase:primase complex
Source: RefSeq, a predicted model, not a curated record